GGCGGCGAGGCCGGUGCCGGGCGGCGGAAGUGGCUACCGCGCUGGGACUGGUGUGUUUGUGUUUUGGUUAGAGAAGGAGCCGGCGGCCGGCCUGAGGGGAGGAGGGAGGAGGAGGAAGAUUUAGUGGGAACUCGAGCGCCGGCGGCGGCGGAGGAGGAGAAAGCAAAGAGGAAGGCGGAGCAGCGAGAGGCGGAGACGGAGACCGACGGAGGCGGCACCGCGGCAGGAGCCCCGCACCGUCCAGUCUGAGGGGAGCGGCGAGACGAGGAGACGCGCCGCCACCGCCGCCUCAGUCUCAGCCUCCUCUCGGGCUCCGCCUGGGACCUGCAGCCGGAAGCUUCGGCGCCGGGGCCCCGCGCGCUGCGGACUCAGGUUUCUCUACCUCCAGAAAGAAAAAUUGACACCUUGCAUCCUGGAAGUUCAUUUAAGAGACUGAAAUUAGGGACUUCUUUCAAAUUUGGGCAUGGCUAAUCGAGGAGCAACGAGACCCAAUGGGCCAAAUACUGGAAAUAAAAUAUGCCAGUUCAAAUUAGUACUUCUGGGAGAGUCUGCUGUUGGCAAAUCGAGCCUGGUGCUUCGUUUUGUGAAGGGCCAAUUUCAUGAAUUUCAAGAGAGUACCAUUGGGGCUGCUUUUCUAACCCAAACGGUGUGUCUUGAUGACACAACAGUAAAAUUUGAAAUAUGGGACACAGCUGGUCAAGAACGAUACCAUAGCCUAGCACCAAUGUACUACAGAGGAGCACAAGCAGCCAUAGUUGUAUAUGAUGUCACAAACGAGGAGUCCUUUGCCAGAGCCAAAAACUGGGUUAAAGAGCUUCAGAGGCAGGCCAGCCCUAACAUUGUUAUAGCUUUGUCAGGAAACAAGGCUGACCUCGCAAAUAAAAGAGCUGUCGAUUUCCAGGAAGCACAGUCCUAUGCAGAUGACAACAGUUUAUUAUUUAUGGAGACAUCAGCUAAAACAUCAAUGAAUGUAAAUGAAAUAUUCAUGGCAAUAGCUAAAAAGUUGCCGAAGAAUGAACCACAGAAUCCAGGAGCAAAUUCUGCCAGAGGAAGAGGAGUAGACCUUACUGAACCCACGCAGCCAACCAGGAGUCAGUGCUGUAGUAACUAAACCUCCAGUUUAAACUAACUGGAAUGUUCUUCUGCUUCCUAAUUGUUAAUAACAGUGGAAUUGGAUAACCAGCCCAGUAUGACUUCCAAAAAGAAGAGACUUACGAUAGUCAAGUUUCUAAUACAGAAUUAUUUUAAGUGUUUUGAACUUAAUUUUUAAUAACAUGCAUGUGACCCUCUGACUUAUGUUUCAGCAGUGAAAGGGGAAAAUGAGAGCUGUGUGUACACUUAUUUCCUUGGAAUGUUAGCGGGACUCAUUUCUCUUCACCAGGGAUAUAAACAGAUGACUUUGAACCCACAGUUAACCAGCCAGUUCUGUGAAAAAGAUUUGGAACUUACUCAUUUGGGCUUUUCAAAAAACAUUCUUUCUUUGGAAGGAGGUUCUAAAGAUAUUUAUGCUUAGCUACGAUAUUCAGGCCACCUGUAAUUUCUCUUAGUAUCCUUAUUUAAAGUACACAUUCCACAUUUUAACAAAUUAGCCACAAGGAAACAGUCCCACAUCUUCAGG
Molecule: messenger RNA, 1618 nt
Organism: Physeter macrocephalus (sperm whale)
Lineage: Eukaryota; Metazoa; Chordata; Mammalia; Artiodactyla; Physeteridae
Gene: RAB5A
Product: RAB5A, member RAS oncogene family
Exons: 6
Coding region: 464-1111 (215 amino acids)
Cellular component (GO): Golgi apparatus; endosome
Molecular function (GO): GTP binding; GTPase activity
Source: RefSeq, a predicted model, not a curated record